This is a messenger RNA of Alosa sapidissima (American shad), 2213 nucleotides long. Its product is annotated as zinc finger and SCAN domain-containing protein 22-like. The record is from RefSeq and is a predicted model, not a curated record. Gene Ontology annotation, biological process: regulation of transcription by RNA polymerase II. The transcript is spliced from 2 exons. Gene Ontology annotation, molecular function: RNA polymerase II cis-regulatory region sequence-specific DNA binding; DNA-binding transcription factor activity, RNA polymerase II-specific. Lineage: Eukaryota; Metazoa; Chordata; Actinopteri; Clupeiformes; Clupeidae. Bases 192 to 1580 code for a protein of 462 amino acids. Gene Ontology annotation, cellular component: nucleus.
AUAGAAACUGAUUUUAAGCGCUUAGGUUAUGCAGAUGCAGAAGAAAUAUUUGUCAAAUAGGCCUACGCUUUGAUUAUUUACUGAAUUUACUGACUGUAGCCACUUUUGUGGUGUGGGUUUUCUAAGGAGGACACUUUCUGAUCUCUUACACACCAAUUUUACUCCAAAGAAAAGAUCUGUGAAAGGUUAAGAUGCUAAACGCUGAGCUUCUUCAGGAGCAGGUCGCAUCAGUGAUGGCGAUUCUGUCCAAAACAGCAGUCGCGGAGAUCUGUAAAGUCAUAGACAACGGUUUUGCUGAAGUGAUGCUGGAGGUGGGUCUCAUGAGACAAAGUGAAUUAGAAAGCGUGCGAACCAAAGUCCGCAGUCUGACAGGCGAAUCGAGAGCCAAGACAGCAUAUUUGGAAUGGAGCAACGUUAACGAUACACCUCCUCCUCGGCGGUCAGUCGCUGUUCAGGUCUCUGAACAAGAGGCAGUAGAGUGCAGCACAUUGGUGGACUCGCAAGCACAAGAGGCUGUUAUGCAGCUGAUUAUUAAAGUUGAAGGAGGGGAUGAACAUGGAACCCAGGAGACGUCCCAGUCAGAUACCUCCACUGAACCACAUCUGGGACACGACUGGGCUGAUCAGCUUCAUGCCCCUGCAGCCGUAGGCCCAAUCAAAAGAGAGGAGGACGGGCAGAGUGUGGAGUACGCCCAUGGAGACUCUACUUCUCCUUUCACACAUACACACCUCACACACUCUCAGGACUCUGGGCUCACACACACUCAGGAGCCUGUGGGAUUUGGGGAGCUGGAGCUGAAGGAUGAGCAGGAGGAGGAGGAAGAUCAAAAACGUCAUGCAAUCCCAUCAUGCCCUUCUCCAAUCCCAGCAUUCUCCUCUCCCCCUGAUUUACUGCUGCCAUUGUCCUCCAGCACAUCCACUGAAACUCCCUCUUCCUCUCUCACACUGGCCCCCUGUCUCUUUGUCGUCACAACAACUGAAGCCACGGCAACCGCCGAAACGCCAACACUGGCAUCGGUGUCGCCACAUCUCCUCCGCUGCUCGUCCUGCCCCAAGAGCUUCUGGCAGAAGGCAGCGCUGAAGCGUCACGAGAUCUCCCAUUCGGACGUCAGACAGUUUGGCUGCGACGUCUGCGGCAAGAGGUUCAAGAUGCGUGCCAACCUGCAGCAGCACAAGGUCCUGCACAGCGGCCACAAACCCUUCGCCUGCCGCUACUGCGGGAAAUGCUUCACCCACCCGUCUAACAUGAAGACACACCAGCGCAUCCACACAGGAGAGAGGCCCUACCAGUGCUCGGCGUGCGGGCAGACCUUCAACCAGCACACCAGCCUCACUCGGCACCAGAGGAGGCACCACGAGAGGCCUCACAACAAGAACACGGCCCAAGGACUCGACGACCGGCCCUUAGCCUGCCAUCAUUGCAACCAGCGCUUCACCAAUGCGUCCAGCCUGAAAAAGCACCAGCGCGUCCACACAGGAGAGAGGCCCUACCAGUGCUCUGUGUGCGGCCGGACCUUCACCCAGCAUGGCCACCUCACAAGGCACCAGAAGAGGCUACACAGCGGGAACACAGCCAUCUGAGUGUUUACUGUAUGUGUGUGUGUGUGUGUGUGUGUUUGUUUGUCCUUUUAUUUUGUUUGGUUGCUCAGAUUUACUGAGCACAGCUUGGGCACAAACAAACAAAUACACACAUAUCCUCAGGAUGUUGACUGUUGACUGAUAUUUAGCAGACACUCAAAGCGGCACGGCAGGAAUCAAACCUGGAUUGACCGAUUGUUAGUUGAUAACGUUACCUCUGCUCCACCACGCCCGCUACAAAACUUUCACUUGAAGUAGAAUCAAUGUAGCAAUAAAUAUGUGAUGUGAAGAUAAGGCUUUUCAAACUAAUUUUGGCAGAAUGCAGAUGCUAACAUACACCUCUUUUUAUUUCCUUUAAAGCACAAGUAAAACACUAUGCCAUAUUUUUACUUUAAAAUAAAGGCUUCAAACUCAUUUUGAUGCUACAAUGACUUAUAAUAUGGGGAAAUAAAUCUCUAACAUUGCCAAUUAAUGCACACCUGGAAUGCUUGAUAUUACAUUAUGUAACGUUGUUGAUCGGGGAGGAUCAUGAUCCAUUUUGUAAUUUUAUGACAAACUGGGGACUAAUAUAUAAAUGGCAUUGAGUGUAUUACAUUUUUACAUGAUGUUGCUUUAAGAAUGAACCAUUUCCUGUUA